Prorocentrum cordatum is the source of this 1955-nucleotide messenger RNA. NCBI's taxonomy places the organism in Eukaryota, Dinophyceae, Prorocentrales, Prorocentraceae. The record is from the annotation of a GenBank genome assembly.
AUGGUCGCAGGCAUCCAGCACGUCGUGCGCGUCUUGGUCGCCUCGUCGCCCCUGCAGAACGCAGACCCCGAUGUAAUCGAGCUUCCCCUCCACGAGAAGAAUUUGUUGUUCCGCAUGCUGGUCGAGGACUUGUGGGUGAAGGCGCGUGCGGAGCGCGGGCGCACUCCGCUUUUCAGCAACCCCCCGAAGUAUUCGACGUUCAUCCGCGUCGUGCAGUUCCCAGAAUUCUCCAAGCUUCGUUUUCACAGGAUGGUGUCACUGGGUCGUUGCACCAAGUGUGCUUUCUAUCGAUGGAAGUGCAUGUCCGUUACUUCUGAUAUAGAGCGCAGAGCUUGGCAGAAAGUCGCCGCGGCCUACCACCUUUUACAACUGGAGCAGAAACGAGUUUAUUGGGCAGACCGGGCUGUCGCGGCCAGCGAUUAUCCCAAGUCAGAACUAUACCUCGUUUUCGACGGAGGGUCCGGAUUUGAGUUCUGGUUGCCGCAUCUGUCCGGCGCGGCUGCCGAGGUCCCAGUCAAGGCGGCAGACAACGUGCAUUGCCCGCAGUUCAAGGUGAUGAACGGCUUGGUGCACGGGGACACCAGAUCCCACAUCAUCUUGAGCCCUUGGUGCGUGGUUGCUGGGUCCAAUCACGUUUGCGAGAGCAUCGCCAUCGCCGUGAAUACCGCAUGCGAGGAGCACAAAAAAUUGCCUCGCAAGUUGUCCGUGCAGUUGGACAACGCGUCUGUGAAUCACAGCAUGUGCGUGUUGGGCUUCUUGGCAGUUUACGCUUUGGUCGACGUGUUCGACACUGUGCGGUUGCGGUUCGAGUUGCCUGACCACGCGCACGAUGUGUACGACGCUAUCCAUGCCAUCCACAGGACAGCGGUGACCAAGGAAACGUUCUUUCAUUUAGAAGAGCUGAUCGACAUCAUGAAGGCGUCGCACAAAGCUAGCUUGUUAUACGGCGAGUCCUCGCAGUCCUCUGCCUCGCCAGGAUGGCACGGCCAGGGCGGGCGCAGACUUGUUAUGGGCCCAGAUGUGAUGGUCACGAACCUCUGGGAGGUUCGUGACAUAUGGGGGUGGCUGUUCCCAGGCCACUCGGCCAAAGCCGCCGAAUCGACCGCGCGAGGGGUGGUGGUGUACUACGAGAACAUUGGGGGCAUCCACGAUUUUGAACUGCGGAGGGUUCAGAAAUCUGGCAACAUCAUCGUCGAACUCUGGGCGAAGCAGUGCAUGAGUUCUCCCGCUCACAACUUCGUCGGGGACAUCACCAAUUGGUCGCUGUAUAAGGCCGUGGUGAAGGGCCUGCCACAGCCAGCGGGCGAGUCAACCACGGAAGCCAAGAUGAAAGCUGGCGACGGGCAGUUGAAGAAAUUGCAACGGUUGGCGAGGUCAGGCAACGAACAGUUUUCGGAGGCGCGGCUCAAGGACGCCAUCGCCGUUGCGACGAAGGACUGGGCGCACUUCGAUUCGUCUUCGGGUUGCGCGUCCCAGGCGAGCCCUCGCCGGUGGAUGCCGCCCCAACUGGCUCUGCACAUGCGUCGGAAGGGCCUCCGCGGUCGCAGCCUUGCGACUGCGAGCAACGUCGUAUCUCCUGAAGCUUCGGCGGCGUUACAGGCUUCUGGCGACGCUCCUGUCCCCCGUCAGCGCUGGCGCGCUCUGCAACAGACGCGUGGCAACACCCGCAGUGAGAAUGCUCCCGUGGCGGCGCUGCCUCGUAGCAGUCCGCCGGGCACCGUAGACGAAUUUAUUCGGAGGCCCGUUAUCGCAGGAGUGCACGUGUUGACUGAUCCGGCGCCGAGCAGCCCGCUGGGGCGCACCAGCCAGCGCCUUGCAGGGGUGCCAGUGUGGGGUUGGCGGGUGCUGCGCGUCAUCGAGGCAGGCGGCAAGCUGCCGCCUAAUUCGAGGCGCGCGGCCGAGGCUUCUGGCCGCACAUUCGAGGCCCAGCUUUUGGUACCUCGCGGGCCGCUGUG